AUGAAGCUCCACGCACGUACCGAACAUCUUGACCAUCGGGACCCUAUUGGAGUUGGCAAGACGGCGAUGGCUGUCACCAUGGUGAUGAUGAUCGGCGUGGUCGUGCUGGCUGUUGAGUUCCUGAUCUUGACGCGCGUCGUGACGAUCAGGGGCGUCUCGAGCUCCUGGGCGUUCCAGCUCUUGGGCGCAGGCGUUUCAUUCGUGGCAGCAGUGCAGUACUCGUUUAUCAUCCCGAUGUCCUACGACCUCAGCCGCCAUGCCGGUGGGGGCGCUGCCACAUCUGGCUUCUUCAUCGGCUCGAACGGCCUAGGCCUCUUUGCCGGCAUCUGCGCUUCGCGGCUCGCGUGGCGCAUGAUGUCCCCAAGCCAGAUCCACACUGCCAUCGUCCUCCCGGUGGUGGCCAAUGCCGGGCUCGGUGUGGCGCUCGCUAGCUUGCUUGCCUCUGGCGCCCCAACACAGCUUCAGCUGCUAGGGCUCCGCGUUGCGAUGGGCUUGUUCGAGGGUGUGGGCCAGCUGAUCCAUUUUCUCGUGCGCAAAAUGACCCCUGGGCACGAGCAGGUCCGGGCUGCAGUCAUGGAGUACUCUGCCUACGCCUUGGGCAUGGGCAUAGGUCCCCUGCUUAGUAGCAUGCUCGGGGCUGGGCCCAAAGCACCUUUCCAGCCCAGCGCAGCUGCUCCAGUGUCAGCUGCAGUGGCACUUCUAUGCGUCUGCCUGGCUGCAGUCCUGGUGCUGACAGUCCCAUCUUCGCCGAAGGAGGGCAGGGAGGAGCUGGCUUUGGCGGAGGACGCGCAGGACGCGCUCAACCCCUCCAACCGUGCUGCGAUCGUGUUUCUGUGCUUGAUGACGGUGCUUCUCUGCCUGGGAGUGGCCGCCUCGGUUGAGGUGACCACGGCCCUCCUCCUCGAGGUGGAUGGCGGGUGGCAGUACAACACAAUUGGCACGGGCAUUGGGGCUGUGCUGGCUGCGACCGCAGUGGCCGGGGCUGGCCUGAUGGCUGUGCAGGAAAGGGAGCUCGUGGAUGAGGCUGUGGCUACAUGGAUCAUGCUGAUCGUGGCUGCAGUUGGGGCACUGCUGCUCUUCGGGAGCCAUGGGAUGCCGGCGGCCCUGGCGGCAGAUUUUUUGAUGUAUCCCACGCUCGUCUGCGUCGCGAGCGUGGGGGAAGGCACCGCCAUGCAGGCAAGCAGCUCAACCUCAGUCUUCUCGCAGCCCAACAUCAUCGUGAUGUGCGCAUUUGCUGACGCAGCAGCCAGGGCCUUCUUCACCCCGUUGGGGCGCUACGUCUUCGAUGAAGGCGGCAGGGCGGGCUAUGCGUGCAUGUUGCUGAUGAUCGUGGCAGUUAUUGCGGUGGCUGACGUCCUCGUCAGGCUUUUGCGGGGCAUGGCGUCGCCGAACAUGGACGGCUACGACAAGCUGCAGCUGAAGUUGGGGGGCCGGCAGGAAAAUGGCCCUGACUUCAUCAAGGUGCUAGAUGUCCCCCUGAUCGAGAAGGUGGAAAUCCGGGACUCGGAAUGCGGCAGGGGCCUCUUUGCCACAAGGCCCAUCCGCCAGGGCGAGCUCAUCUACCGGGCGAAGUUUCACUUUCUGCCCGACCUUCCUGGGAAGGUCCUGCUGCGUUAUGGCAGCCAGGAGCAUGAGCUCAGUGUCUUCGAGCAUGCCCCCCUCCAUGGCGCAAACCUUCGCGAGCUGGACGAGGUGGACAGCUUCACGAACCACAGCUGUGAGCCCAACAUCUUCUAUGAAAGCACACGCUUCUUGAACGAGUCCAGCGGGGAGUACGGGGUCUACGCGCUGAAGGACAUCAGCCCGGGCAGUGAGCUCACGGCCGACUACGAGCUCUUUGACUUGGAGACACCCAAGGACCUCACGCCAUGUAGGUGUGGCUCACCCACGUGCCGAGGUGCCGUCCACGGCUCCCAGUUUUGGCCCCUGGAGGUGCUGCUCGAAAGGCUCGCGGAGCUAGAGCCCAUCCCACGAGCCCACCUACUGCAGCAGCACCCGUCGGUGCAGUUCCUCGACUUCGGCAGGAGCAGCAAGGUGGUGGCGGCUGCCCCGGACACGUGCGGCUGGGCCAUCGCGGCCGCCUGCGACUUCGAGCCCGGCGCGGUGAUCUUUGAAGGGCCCAGCUGCAUUGUGGAUUGCCAGAAGAUAUGCCACGUGGUGGUCAACUUGCCGCUGCAGCUCGCCCCACAGUGCUGGCUGCUCUUCGCCAAGGAGGACCUGCUGCGCGCCUCGGCGCCCGUCAGCGGAGGCAUGGACAACGGAGACUGCGGCCACCGUGGAGAACGCCGGUUUUUCGGGUUCGAGCUUGCUGCAAACGGGCACCAGGCAGACGCAGAGAUCCGGAUGAUCUCCCCUGGGGAGGGCCCUGGUGCACCAGAAAUUUUCCAGGUUUGCUCAAAGGCCCGUAUUCGGGCGGGGCAGGCUUUCACUUGCACAGCGCCGUGCUUGCGCUAUCCGUAA
This is a messenger RNA of Symbiodinium natans, 2460 nucleotides long. Lineage: Eukaryota; Dinophyceae; Suessiales; Symbiodiniaceae. The record is from the annotation of a GenBank genome assembly.